Diatraea saccharalis (sugarcane borer) is the source of this 897-nucleotide messenger RNA. Lineage: Eukaryota; Metazoa; Arthropoda; Insecta; Lepidoptera; Crambidae. The record is from the annotation of a GenBank genome assembly.
AUGGCAAACCCAAACGUAAAUAAGAAAAUGACAAGAAAGACAGAGAGCAUAGCCAUGGCAGCCCACCACUCACAGCAAAUAGAAGGACAAGAAAACCAUAAAGAAGAAAAUCCUGAAAUGAAAGAAUACUUAGCAGGAAGUAAAAUAGCAUAUACCAACAUAUCGAAAUUGGCAAUAAACGCGGAUGUAAACAUAGGUAAAAAAGUAGCGGAAGAAGCGAAAAAGAUGGACAAUAUGAUAAAAGAAUUAGUAGCAAAAUAUUUACAAAAAACGGAUUAUAGCCAAAUAGAAGAGAUGAUAAAAAAUGGGUUAACAGAAAUACAGGAGGAGAACACAAGAACAAGAGCAAUGUGCACAGACAUGGUGCACAAUGCGAUGGAUCACGUACAAGAAUUGCAAAAGAAUAACGGACAAAUAGAAAGAAGCCAACAGGAAAUAAAAUUGGAAAUUGAGCAGUGUAAAGAGGAAAUAAAGAGAAAUCAAGAAGAGAAAAAUAAGGUAGAUAAAGAAGUCCAAGAAAAAAUCGAAAAAUUAACUAAAGAACAAAAGAAAACAAUAAAUAUGAUAAAGGAGAAGGAAAGUGGAAGUUCGGGAAUCAACGAAAUACAACAUAAGGAAUUAACAGAAAUCUGUAAGGAAAAUAAAAUAAUGAAUCAAGAACUAAAGGAAAAUAUAGAGAAGAUAAGAAAAGUAUCAGAAGAAAUAAGGCAAGAUAACAAAAUAGGAAAGGAAGUUAUAAAUAGUAUCAAGGAAACACAGGAAGAGAAAGUUAGAAUUGUGCAGCAGAAGGAAACAGAAGGAGAAAGAACGGAAACAUAUGCGGAAAAACUAAACAAUAAAGGACAAAGACGCCCUCACACAACUUACCACUCCAUCAUAGUCAACUCAGUAGACUAA